AUGAGAGGCGGCCCUCAGUCUUCGCAGCUCUGUUUCCAGUCUUCGGUCUUCACAGCUCCGUCUCCGGUCUACAGUCCCGUCUUCUGGACACUGGCCACUUUGGGCACUGAUGAUCGAUUACAGAACGUGCCGGAGUCGUGUCGAGUGGCCAUUGAAAACGGGGUCAAGAGUGGGGAUGCCAUUCGCUUCAUCACCUCGUCGCUGGAUCAUCCAUCCAUCCAUCCAUCCGUCGAGGAGGUCCCCACAAAGUCCGACAAAGGGAGCCCGCUCCUUUCAACACUUUUGAACACUUUCGACACCACAGCGGAGACCAACCUCAUCGAAUCUGAAUCUGAAUCCGAGUCCGCAUCCAACUCCAUGACACCCAGCUGUGGUCGCCGGGCCAACAAGCCGUCGGUGGUUGCCGUUGCUGCUGCUGCUGUUCCUGCUGAAGCUGCAACACAAACAGCAACGGCAGCAACACCAGCAACACCGUGGACAAGCAGCAACAUGGGCAGCGACUUGCCUCCCGACAACGCCGACAACUUUGGCAGUACACCUCAAUCAUGGCAAACGAGGAAGGAGGCCCAGUUGCUGCCCAUGAUGAAGAUGGACGUGUUGCUGGUGGCUUCCCAUCAGCAGCAGCAACAGCAGCAGCAGCAACAACAACUGCCCCAUUAG
Drosophila biarmipes is the source of this 660-nucleotide messenger RNA. Its product is annotated as AF4/FMR2 family member lilli-like. The transcript is spliced from 4 exons. The record is from RefSeq and is a predicted model, not a curated record. Lineage: Eukaryota; Metazoa; Arthropoda; Insecta; Diptera; Drosophilidae. Bases 1 to 660 code for a protein of 219 amino acids.